Molecule: messenger RNA, 1188 nt
Organism: Liolophura sinensis
Lineage: Eukaryota; Metazoa; Mollusca; Polyplacophora; Chitonida; Chitonidae
Product: MORN repeat-containing protein 2-like
Exons: 4
Coding region: 98-535 (145 amino acids)
Source: RefSeq, a predicted model, not a curated record
UAACCAUAGUGCUCGUCGAUGCUUUCGGUUCAUGAACUGGGCACCUCUACACAGAUCGAGAAAGGAGUAAAAUCAGAAGAUUGCAGACGAAAUAACAAUGCCUGCCGAGAAGAAGAAAGAGAAGACGAAAGGAGACGAACCAGAGGUGUGCAAAGGGAUUUACAUCUUCCCGAAUGGAGACAAAUAUGAUGGAUUUUACAUACAGAUAAAUGGUUCACAAGAAAGGUGUGGAACUGGUACUAACCAUUUUGUGGAUGGGAUUGUGUAUGAAGGACAGUGGGAGAAUGACAAGAUGAAUGGCAAGGGGAAAUUAACUCAUCCCUCUGGUGCAACUUAUGAGGGAGAUUUUGUGGACAAUAAAUUUAACGGAAUGGGAAAAUAUUCCUGGCCUAAUGGUUCUUACUAUGAAGGACAGUUUGUGGAAAAUCGCAUGGAGGGUGAAGGUCAGUUCACAGACACAGAAGGGCAGAACUGGACAGGGACAUUCAGGUUUAAGGCUGCUCCUGGGUUGAGGUUUAAACUCAAUUUGGACUGAAAGUAAGCUGUGUGAAGAAAUUGGAUUGGGCUGAACUUGAACUGAGAAUGAACCUUUGGAACAGGUUCAAACUGAAAAGCAGGGGUACAAGAAGAGCUUAAAACUUACCUUGGACUGACAAUGAAACCUGUAUGUUAUAAAACGGCUGUUAAUGGUGAUCCAUUGUGAUAUGAACUGAAAAAUGGUGACAAAAUAGGAUAAUGGGAGCUUUGAGGUUCAAAUGAACCUCCAAGUUCCAAGCCCAUGGAAAUUUGGUGAUUUCAGUGACAGUAACAAAUUUCAUCAAGUGGUUUUCAUGUUCCAUUUUACGGUGAGGCCUUGUCUCCAGCCUGCCUUCAAUCCUGCAUGUAUGCAAUAAGCAAUAAAGUGUUGGGCCUGUACACGUUUGGUGGAGAUUUACGCCAAAAUGACUGUGCAAAAUAUGAUGGUAAUGAGCGGGGCAGAGUAGCUCAGAGGCUACAUGUACGUGGAAUAUUGAAUUUGUGUGGAACUUCCAUGAACAAGGCCAAGGUCGACCAUGAUACAGUUCAUGAAAAUUCUGGAAGAUAAUGAAAUUUCAAAAUUCUUUUUUCCAGGCCUUCACGGUGUGUAAUAGAAUUUCAUUCUCUAUUCAUGAAAUGUCAUGGAAAAUUAAAACGACAAAUUUCUAUUCC